CGGCAUGAAGCCAUCAAUUUCAAUAUAAUACCUUAAUUAAAAAUAAAAAAACUUCAUAAAUUUAAUUUUAAAAAAUACUACUGCCUCAAAUAUAUUGACAUUUAGCAACCAUUGUUCGUUUUACCUCCAGUCAUUGCGCAUGUGGCUCACCUGGCUGGGAGGAAAAAGCAGGAAAAGAACAAGAAAACAAACUAUAAAUUGAAGGCCCAUUGAUCUGAAAUUUCAGUUGCCGGUGUGACAAUUUCCCAAGUGGUGGAAAGCUUCAUUUGUGAUCUGUGAUCGUGUUGCCAGUUUCUAGGAGUUUGCGUUUGUUCACUAUUCGCUUCAGUGUUUCCUACGAGUUGUGUGUCAUCAUGCCUCGCUCGUCUAACAAGACUCCGGAAGAUCGUCAUGCGUUGGUCAAAUGGACCGAAGGUGUCCAUGCCGGCAUGUACACACACAAUGUGGCUUUGGACUGGAUUCAUGAUUUUGAUGCUACGUCUCCGCGCUACCCCGAGACGUACGCCAUCGAUUGGCGUGUGCCUCCCAAGCCCCGAAGCGGAUGGCCCGUUAUUGAAGGGCUCGUUUUGGACAUCAGCUCUGAUCUUGAGUACCUCAAGUCUAAAGCUGAUCAGCUUACCAAGAAGGACCAACAACGCCUCAACUCCAGUGGAAGGAAUGACAACGAAGAUGCUGGCUCCUCAUCCAGUGAGAGAGAUUCCAACCUCAUGGAUGUCAAUUCAGAAGCAUUCAUCGCUUUAGUUGCUCGUCUUUCGAAGAGUCAUGCCAAUCAGAGUACUGGUAGUUCCUCCUCAAGCAGGAGUUCUUCCUUCAGCAACAGGAGUUGCUCGAAUGAAUCUACUUCACCUCCGCCACAGCAAAAGGUGAGCGUGGGCAAGAGUUUGUGUGUUGACAAAACUGUCUACACAUUGGCAUUGAAUGCUGGUUCACCAGGGCGCAUGGUGCGACCCCUACUCCGUCAGGCUUUCUCCAGGCGACGUUUAAUUGCCUCCACAUAUGCUGGUCAGAAGAGGAUGGUGGACGGCAAUCUUCGUGUUAAACCUUCCCUAAAGAAGUAUCAGAAGAUGGCUGAUAUACACAGUUUUGUACUUCGGAAGUAUCCUUACCUUUCUCAAUCCAACUUUGGAGCUAUUGUGAACAGCUUUUUAGGAGAGAAACCUAACGCAAUCCAGAAUAUAGAGUAUGUUGAAGACAGCUCAGAGAGUGAAUCUGAAUGAUUUCUACUGCAAGUUCUGCCUGAAUUUUAUUAUUUUACUGUGUACUUUUGUACUGUGUACAAAAUUUUAUUUUACUGUGUACAUAUGAAAUGUCCAUGAUUUUCUCUUGGUUCCAAUAAACCAUCUCCAUAACAACAUU
Messenger RNA from Thrips palmi, 1356 nucleotides. RefSeq lists its product as uncharacterized. The transcript is spliced from 6 exons. The record is from RefSeq and is a predicted model, not a curated record. Bases 354 to 1217 code for a protein of 287 amino acids. NCBI's taxonomy places the organism in Eukaryota, Metazoa, Arthropoda, Insecta, Thysanoptera, Thripidae.